CACAGCAGCCAUCAGCUCCCAAACUCUAGUUCAUCUCUCCCCCAGCCGCCGCUCGAUCAUUUCCUCCAACCAGAGAGCAGAGAAAGAGAGAGAGGGAAACACACACACCAGCCCUUCAUCACAGCUCAUUCCCAACGAGGAAAAGCGAAGGAAAGACGCCACAGCAGAUCCAGCAAAUCCUCCCCGGCUCGUUUUUUUCUUCCAUGGCGAAAGCGCGUUAAAGAGCGCGGCGCACAUCAGCCUGCUUUAUCGGCAUCGCGGCGGCGCGGAGCUGCCUGUAGCUGCCGGAGGAGCUUCAGCUAACAAAGAAAAACACGAAAAUAAACGUCUGCUGAGCAAACCGCUUCCCUGCGCCUUCACGAUCACAAGGCAAGAGCCCGAAGACCAAAACUGACAUGAUGUUUCCACAAUCCAGGCACUCGGCUUCAUCACAGCAGCUGAAGUUCACAACGUCAGACUCGUGCGACCGCAUCAAGGACGAGUUCCAGUUCCUUCAAGCACAAUACCACAGUCUGAAGCUGGAAUGUGACAAGCUGGCGAGUGAGAAGUCAGAAAUGCAGCGUCAUUAUAUCAUGUAUUACGAGAUGUCUUAUGGGCUGAACAUCGAAAUGCACAAGCAGGCAGAGAUCGUGAAGAGAUUAAAUGGGAUCUGUGCUCAAGUCUUGCCUUACCUGUCUCAAGAGCACCAGCAGCAGGUUCUGGGGGCGAUAGAGAGAGCCAAACAGGUCACUCCACCAGAGAUGAACUCCAUCAUACGGCAGCAGCUCCAGGCUCACCAGCUCUCCCAGCUGCAGGGGCUGGCGCUGCCCAUGACCCCUCUCCCCCUCGGCCUCAGCCAGCCGGCCGGCCUGCCCGCCGUCACCUCCAGCUCCGGCCUCUUCUCCCUCUCCAGCAUCCUGGCAUCCCAAGCCCAGCUGGCCAAAGAGGACAAGAGCACACGCGAGACGUCCGACAGCCACCGCGAGGAGGACGGAGACAAAUCCGACUAGUCGACGGCCAAACCCAAUCAUCAUCAUCAUCAUCAUCAUCCAGAGCUCAGCGUAGAGCAGAAGCACUUGUUCCCCCCCUUUUCUUUUCCUUCAUUUUCCACUUUCCUUCUAUCUUUCUAUCUCCCCUCUGAAUUGCUAAACUCAUUCGUUCUGGUUCAUUCCACCAGCUUUCUCUCUAUGUAUUUAUACUGAUCCUCCUUUUUAUUGUGUUACGGAUGCUUGAUUUGAUUUUAUUUACACUUCUUUCUUGCCUGCUAUAUGUAUAUAUCUAUAUAUAUUGUAUAUUUCUUAUGCUCGUUGUGGAAAAAAACGGUGUGACCGUUAAUGGACCAUCGACCCUUCGGUAAUAAUUCCUCUUUGGUUUUUUUUUUCUCCUUUUUUUUCCUUCUCCCCCGCUCACUCUCUCUUCCUCUUAAAAUCUUUCACCUUUUAAAGCUACAAUCUACAAUAACUGAGUCAAAAGCACUUUGGCCCCAGGCUGUAACUCGGAGACUAAAAGCGACGUUGAAUCAAAAAACUUAGCCGCGGCAUAAUCCAUUUAGAGUUUAAAGGAUCUGUGUUGUUGUAAGAAAGCACGGCUGUUGCAUCUAUUCUACCUUAAAGGGACAGUUCGAGUUAAAAAUGAGGGCUUUUGUGUUGUUCCAAACUUGUUUGACUAAUUUUUUUUUUCAUUUAACACAAAAGCAGAUGUUUUGAAGAAUGUUCAAGCUGCCUCUUCUUUUUUUUUUACAAUGAAUGGGAACUAACUCUUAUCAAGCGUCAAAGGGGACAAAGAUAUGAUUAUUAAAAACAAUGAACUAGUCUAUAUAAUUUGUGUAGUUUUAAUAAAGCUGAAGGCGGAGAAAUAUUAGAAAUAUGUUGAAAAGAGCAGUUCGGACACUUCUGAAACCAAAAAAACAUGCUAAAAAAGUAAUAAUGAUUUAGAACAACACGAGGAUUGAGAUGUUUUUCUUGUUUCAAAUAUGUUUAACUUUUUUCAAAAAACAAAACAAAAAGAGAUGUUUUAAGAAUGUUCACGCUGCUCUUUUUCCCUACAUUGAAGUGAAUGGGGACCAAAGUUGUGAGAUCUAAAAGCAUCACAAAUUUAGUCUACAGUAUAUAAUUGUAUAUUAGGUUUUUAAUUGGAUAGUUAACCCAAAUCUAAUUUAUUCUUCCUCGUUUGGUUUUAAACCCAUAUGAGUUUCUUUCUUCUGUUGAACAAAAAAGAAGAUAUGAAGAAUGCUGGUAGCUGGGAACAAUUGACUUCCGUAGUAUGAAAAAAAUAUGGGUGCCAGCAUUUUUCUAAAUAUCUUAUUUUUUUCUGACCAGAAGAUAGAAACUCAAAUAAAUGUCGUUUUCAAGUGAAGCAUGAGUAAAUGGAUUGAAAUGUUUGGAUGAACUAUACGUUUACCUUUGACAUUUAAUAGUCACUUUCAUUUUAUAGAAAAAGUUGCUUGGAUACUACUCUGAAUACUGAAUACUUUUAUGUGAUUAGAACAACAUGCAUGUGGCGUGAUUAAUUUAUUGAACUGUGGUGUUGUUUCAAACCUGUUUGACUGACUGACUUCAAAAAGAGAUGUUUCUAAAAAUGCUUGCUCUGCUCUUUUACAUACAACUGAAGUGAAUGGGGAUAAAAGCUGUUAAGCUUUGAAAACACAAUAAAAGCAUAAAGAAUGUAGUCAAUGUGACUCCUGUACCAUAGUGCAAAACAUGGUAACAUAUCAUGUAGCAUAAGCCACCUAAAUCAGAAACUAUAAGUUAUUAAUGAUCUAUAUUAAUAUUAAUAUAGAAUUUAAGUCGUUAAUCAUUAAAAAAUGUUGCUUGUAAGCUAUGGUCAUUCACCUUCAUUGUGUGAAAAAGUAUCAAUUCAAUUAAAUAGCAGAAUUAUGGAAGCAGCAAUGUAAGAAAACAUUGAUAAGGCUGCUACAGGAAACAAAGAGAGAUUUCAAAAAGUGUCCAAGCUGCUCUUUUGCACAGUAAAAUGAAAGGGGAAUAAAGCUGUCGAGCUUUUAAAAGAACAUAGUGCCGUAAAAAAAAUAACAAAUAUAAUCUAUACAGUGGAGAGCAUGAAUAAGUACACACAAAGUAAUAUUUUUAUCCUUUUCUCAUUGAAUAGAGAAAACAAAACAACAAUUUUAUUCAUUUACAUAAGACUUUGGUCACUGAACAGCUUUAAGAAUAGAAAGAUAAUUCAUUUUAAUUCUAAUGAGAUGAUGUACAAAAAUACUACAAACUAACAUUUUAAAUAAAUGUAGUGGGUGAAAAUAUAUUUUUUUA
Danio aesculapii is the source of this 3245-nucleotide messenger RNA. It is a transcript of the gene tle5, whose product is annotated as TLE family member 5, transcriptional modulator. Lineage: Eukaryota; Metazoa; Chordata; Actinopteri; Cypriniformes; Danionidae. The record is from RefSeq and is a predicted model, not a curated record. Gene Ontology annotation, cellular component: nucleus; transcription regulator complex. Bases 396 to 989 code for a protein of 197 amino acids. The transcript has 7 exons. Gene Ontology annotation, molecular function: transcription corepressor activity; protein binding. Gene Ontology annotation, biological process: negative regulation of canonical Wnt signaling pathway; regulation of DNA-templated transcription.